Musa acuminata subsp. malaccensis (wild Malaysian banana) is the source of this 1845-nucleotide messenger RNA. Its product is annotated as beta-glucosidase 18. Lineage: Eukaryota; Viridiplantae; Streptophyta; Magnoliopsida; Zingiberales; Musaceae. Gene Ontology annotation, biological process: carbohydrate metabolic process. The record is from RefSeq and is a predicted model, not a curated record. Gene Ontology annotation, molecular function: beta-glucosidase activity.
UUCCUACUCGUUUGAGCCGAGCUGAUCGAUCACGUUGGCCAUGUUAGUUAGCUCAGAGAUCCACUCGUGAGUCCUCCAGCUCGAGGCUCUUUGACCAACUAGAUAAGCGACCCUCUCGAUUACUACUCCAAGGGAAGGUUGACGCACAGGUCGGUCGGCGAUCCCAGGUUGCAUGUAGACGUACGAAUAGAGCGUGCAUAUGGAGAGGAGGAAGAAGGUCGUCGUCGUCCUCGCAUCCGCUUUCCUCUUCCUCGUGCAGUCGUUGUUUUCCACCACUUGUGCUCUCCGCCGGGAUCAGUUCCCUCCAUCUUUUCUCUUCGGGACCUCAACCUCCGCCUACCAGAUCGAGGGUGCGUAUCAAGAAGGUAACAAAAGCUUGAGCAACUGGGACGUCUUCACUCACUCACAAGGAGGCAAGAUAAAGGAUGGCAGCAAUGGAGAUGUUGCAGCUGAUCAUUACCACAUCUACAUGGAAGAUAUUGAGCUCAUGCAUUCACUCGGAAUCAACUCCUACAGGUUCUCCAUUUCAUGGUCGAGAGUCCUCCCAAGAGGUCGAUAUGGGAAGAUUAAUCCGACAGGCAUAGCAUUCUACAACAACCUUAUCGAUUCCCUGUUGCUAAGAGCAGGCAUAGAACCAUUUGUCACACUGAGUCACUAUGACAUUCCUCAAGAACUCGAAGAUCGAUAUGGAGCUUGGCUAAGUCCAAAAAUACAGAAAGAUUUUGGAUAUUUUGCUGAGGUUUGCUUUAGCAAAUUUGGUGAUAGAGUGAAGUAUUGGAGCACAUUCAACGAGCCACGUAUGAUGGUGAGAUAUGGAUAUGGCACCGGAGAGUAUCCUCCCGGGCAUCGCAAUAAAGAAUUUAUAGCCGGUCACAAUGCUAUAUUAUCGCAUGCUACCGCGGUGGAGAUCUAUAGGAAGAGAUAUCAGGUGAAACAGCAAGGCAUGAUUGGGAUUGUAAUUUUCAUGUGCUGGUUUGAGCCACUCAGGAACAACUCAUUGGAUUUUCUAGUAGCCCGACAAGUAAUGUCCUUCCAAGCUGCAUGGUUUCUCGAUCCAAUAAUCCAUGGUGAUUAUCCACCCGAAAUGCGGCAGGCUUUAGGUUCAAAACUCCCUACAUUCUCAAUUAAGGAGAGGAGAAAGCUUCAAUAUAAGUUGGAUUUUAUUGGAAUCAAUCACUAUACUAGCUUGUAUGUCAGAGACUGUACCUUUUCUCCAUGCAAGUCAAGUAGAAAUAUAGGUGAAUCAUUUAUCUACACCGAAAGAAAUGGAAUUCCCAUUGGAAAACCAACCGCAAUGCCAAAUUACUAUGUUGUUCCUUACGGCAUCGAAGAGGUGGUUUUGUACACCAUGAGAAGAUACAAUAACACCCCCAUGUUCAUCACUGAAAACGGUUAUGCCCAACACAGCAACUCUUCGAUGACGGAGUUACUGAAUGACAGCGAUAGAGUGGACGCCAUGCGUCAAUAUCUUACAUAUCUAAACAAUGCCAUGAGGAAAGGGGCAGACGUUAGGGGUUACUUCGUGUGGUCUCUCAUGGAUAACUUCGAAUGGCUUUAUGGGUACACCAUGAGAUUUGGACUCCAUCAUGUGGACUACAAUACACAGAAGAGGACACCAAAGUUAUCGGCGAGGUGGUAUAAGCAAUUCCUACAUGGUGUUGAGGUACAACAUGAACAUGAGCAAGUAGAUACGAUUUAAGAUGAGAGAGUCGAUUAACUUGUAUGAAAAUGAAGCACUUUUUUUUUUUGGGUAUAUUCAUCCAUAUACAAUAAUGUUGAUAUGAUUCGUUAUAAAGUUUAUUUGUUUGCUACCUCUUAACGUUAAUCUAGUAAGGUCAAAUUUUA